Molecule: messenger RNA, 4284 nt
Organism: Epinephelus moara (kelp grouper)
Lineage: Eukaryota; Metazoa; Chordata; Actinopteri; Perciformes; Serranidae
Gene: tprn
Product: taperin
Exons: 4
Coding region: 199-2760 (853 amino acids)
Molecular function (GO): phosphatase binding
Source: RefSeq, a predicted model, not a curated record
AGGCAGUGAGAGAGCAGAGGGAGCAGAGAGGAGAGGAGAGAGAAAAAACAGACGGUGGGGAUGUGUGUGUGUGUGCGGUGAACGGUGCUGCAGGUACAGUCAGAGCCGGAUACAGGUCUUACAGCCGCACCGGACCGCGGCAGAACCGCCUCAGAGCCUGCCUCUCUCCUCCUCAUCCCCUCAUAACGACCCUCCGCGAUGUCGGGCGGAGGAGAGGUACGCGUCCUCCGCCAAGAGCCCGGGCAAGAGAGCCCGAGGAUGCCGGCCUGGAAGAGAGAGAUCUUGGAGAGGAGGAAGGCGAAGGGCGGCGGGUCUGGAGGAGCCGGUUCAGCGGAGACGAGCCCCGGCGGUGCGGGGUCGCAGCGGGUUAACGGAGAGCUGACGGGAAAUGUGAACGGCAGCAGCGGCGGCAGCAGCAGCAGCGGCGGCGGACCCAAGAGAGACAGCGGACCGAGCGGCGGGUCCGGGCGGAGCUACACCAUCACCACAGCCAGUCAACACUUCGCGAACAACAAAGAGCCACGGCCGAUGGACGCGGAGAGGACGGCACCGAGGGAGGGCGACGGACAGGAGAGCCUGGUGCUGCAGGAAAGCCUGGGCCCGCUGGAGGAGAACCCCUUUAUCAAGCUGGAGAAGGAGCGGAGGAGGCGACAGGACCGAGAAAACGCCGCUCGUCCGGUCCAGCACAUCCUGGAGCUGUAUGGCAGUGUACCCGGCAUACGGACUAUCCGCGCGGAGAAUAUUAUCAUAAUUGAGUCGGAUCCGGAUUAUUUCCCGGAAGCUGGAGGGCUCAAAAGCGGGUCCAAAUGGCAGCAGAACGGUGUCAGUAGUUACAGCUCUCUGAACGACCUCCUGGACCGGAGAGGGAGUGCUGUUACCGAGAUAAGAGCCAAGGAAGUGGUAAUUUAUGACACCACGUUAAGCAAGAGUGAGGAGAACUUGAGCACCCUGGGCCGCCCUGAUCAUGAGGCCCCAUCAUAUGAGACAGGUGAGGGUCAGGGCAGGGUGAGCCGGAUGCUGCAGAAGUUUGACAGCAACUACGGGAAGCUGCAGAAGAAGUCCCACAGCACAGAGAACCUGCUGGACCUGGACUGUAGUGCCAGCAGCAGGCCACGACUCUGGUCCAAGCCACAGCCAGAUCUGGUGCCAAAGGCCAGGCCGGGCCCAUCGGUCAGCAGCCCGGGCAGCAGCCAGCCAUCGUCGCCUGUCUUCCAGGGCCCCUUGUCUUCCAAACCAAAGUCGCAGCCUGCUGUCUCUGAGGUGGGCAGCCCCCAGCGCCUUGCCGGGCCCCCUCAGCCUGUGUCUUCCUUCCGUCAGCGGUUUGAGGAGAGCGGAGGCCGUGGUGCAGAUGAGCCAGACAGGGGGCAAACCAAGCCCGUCCGAGAGAGAGACUGGGAGGGCUCUGAGGUGCCACCCAAACCCAAGGUGCCAUGCUCUCCAGAGACCCGUCGUGUCCGUGCCGAGUCCCCCUCAAGCCCCAUCUCAUUCAAGGUGUCGCGCUCCUCAUCCGACUUCGAGAUCCGUCCCUCUCCAAAGCCAGACCUCACCCGAAUUCCUGACUCGGACACCCAGGCACGGGCCCUUGCAAACCUGCGCCUGCAGUCCCGCAACUCCUUCACAGUGAUCCCCAAGCGGCGUGUUGGUGCCUCCUCUGGAACAGGCAGCCCAACACCAUCCAGCCCAGUCAGGUCUUCCCCUUCCCACAGAGUGGCAGAGGUGCCCACUCCAGGAGUGCCAACCUCCCACCCCCCUACGCCCACCUUGACAAAGAGAAUUGAGGAGAAGGAGGUCGAGAGGCCGGUGAGGCAAUCCAAGCCUGAACCACCUCCUUCUGUUGCCACAACUCCAGCGCCUCCGACGACCUCAGAACCCUCGUCUCCACCUCCAGCUCCCUCCUCUCCACCUGCUCUGUCUUCACCCCCCUCUUCUCCGGCUGUCCCAUCUUCACCCUCCUUCUCUCCAGUUCCCUCCGACUCUCCAGCCCCGUCUCCUGUCCCUUCCACCCCCUCCCCAGCUCCAGAGCAACCUCCCGUGGAUCAGCUGCCAGUAACAAACAUAGAUGACAUUGAGGUGGAGCCUCAGCAGCGUGUCCCUGCUCCCAGCCCUGUGGCGGGGAGGAGGAAGGGGAACACCUUCACUGUGGUCCCCAAACGUAGGGUGGAGCCCGAGGGCCAGCCGAGCUCACCUGAGCCUCAGCAGGAAGCCCCAAGUGAGGCUCCACCGGGGUCCACGCCGCCACAGGCCCCGUACGCUCAGCUGGGCUCCCUGCUGAAGAAACGGUACCCAGCUGUGGAGGAGAUCGAGGUCAUCGGUGGGUACCUGUCCCUCGCUAAGUCCUGCCUCUCCAAGUCGGGCUCCAUGGGGAAGAAGCUCAAGAUCUCAUUCAACGAGUCCAGCCUCCACAGUACAUACGAGUAUCCGUCAGAGAGCAGCGUGUGGGACAGCGGGGAGGAGGAUGAGGAGGAGAAACAAGACAGGAAGGUGGCGGACGAACAGCCAAGCAUGGUGGGACGCAUCCACAUCCCUCGACCCAGUUUCAACAGCUCGCCCACACACACGACCAACAGUAACGACCUUUCCAGCUACAUUCCCAAGCACUCUGUGGACUUCAGCGCCUGGCAAGAGCACAAACACGAUGAGAGCGUUUACCAGGAGGACACCACUUCCCAGCAGACACAGAUGACAGAGGAAGUUAUGCUCACACCGGCAGACAGCUCCUCCCUGUCUGACUACAGCAGCGAGCCCGCUCUUUACUUCUGACCCGUCGGACCAAUCAGCUGCACAGUAGCAUCACACCUGUGGGACCAGCCUGCAGCCGGAGCCCAGCGCGGUCCGUCACACCUGGGCCUCAACUGCCUCCAGCUCUACACUCCAGCCGUCUCUAAGCACAUCUUCCUGAUCACACAGGAAACAUAGUAUUUUGUUUGUGUCUUUGUUUGUGUUUGGGGCUGAUUUCCUGCCACGGAACCACCACACGCCACGUCUUCAACCGCAUAUCAGAGCAGAUCAGCUGGGUGGCGGGGUGUUCGAAUCCCACCUUCCUUCUUUAAUCCAAAAGCAGCUGGACUGUGUUUCCCUGACGAUUUUGGGACAGUUGAUCUGUCAGCCUCCCUCCUCAUCCUCAUAUCAAUUGUCAGAAUCUAGACAGACGUCUGCCUUCCUCUCCAGACUCUGCUAGACGUCCGCUGGCGUCACAUCCCUCCUGUGAUUCUCUGCUUCCAACGUCUUGGACAUUUCAGGUUUUUGGGAGACAAGCGAAGGAAAGCGAGUGACCAAACUCCUUAAAACGAACAGGAAGCCGCCAGUGCCCACGUGUAGGUAACGCCACGGUGACAGAGUUCAGUGUUAGCAUGGAAACGUGUCAUGAGGACGCGUCUGCUUGUGUAAAUCGCCGGCACAGUCAAACACACAGAAACAAAAAAAAAAAAAGGUGAAAGGGUGCCACAAUUGUAGUUUUUUGUCUUUUUUUUGUUUUUGUAUGCAUGUUUUGAUUUCGGCCAACAGCUCGGUUGGUUCCUUUACUGUAAAGCUUCUGUAUGCCUUUUAGUUUUUGUACGUUUUCUGGCAAACUAUGCUGUACGGAAGCUGCUGGACGUUCAAGUAGAGGCGAGCAAACUUCAACACACUUCCCUUUCUUUGUGACAAGGGAGGGAACAUAUGCACCCCAGGGACGAUGUCUGUCAGUCAGCAGCGAGAUUUCUGAUCACACGCUUGAAAAAAGUGACCUUGGCCAAUAAUGUCUGUACGUCCGUAUUGCUGGUGACAAACAGGAACCAUCAUACUGUAGAAUGUUUCUGUAUAUUCCCUAUCAAGGUAUCUGUGUCACGUUUAUGAGAAGCUGUUAGACCUCCCUGACACCUUUUUUUCGUGUAUUUAUUCCUGCUUAAAGUUGAAGUUUGCAUGUCUGAGACCUGCUCAUGUACAAAAAAUAACAUUUUUGUAAAGACAAAUUUGCUGGCGUGGGGUGCACACAGCCCUGCCCGACCUUUUUUUUUUCUUUUGUCGUCGUCGUUGUUUUCCAGUCGGACCUCAUGUACUUUCACAUUCCACAGAGAAGGAAGCCGGUCCAUCGGCCGUGACGAAGGCAACAACGAUUAUGAUCAUCCAUAAAAUGGCGUGUUUGUGAGAGCGAAUGCAAGAUUGUGCGUGCGUGUGAAGGAAUAUGUUGUGAUUUUUUUAAUUCAUUUUGUUUUAUAUACAAGGAUGCACCAAGUUUCCAGAUGAUUCCUUUUUUUUUUUUUUUAAACUCAUAAUGCCAAGUGAUUAAAGUGUUGCUGUAACAGC